GCUUCGUGGACAUUACCGAUGCGGCCGUGCCGACACCCCUGGGUACACUCGGAUUUGACACGCAGCCCACUGACGUGGCCGUGACGGGUGAGCUCAAAGUUAUCAACGUCACGACGCAAACCGUCCUGCGCACCAUCGAUCUUGCAGGUACGCCCAACUCUAUAGACAUCAGCCCGGAUGAGACCUUGGCCGCCAUUACCAUCGAGGCGCCCCCACCUGGCGUCCUGGAGCGAGUGAACAUCUCCGACCCGGAUCCCAUGGCCUGGACCACUGACAUCAUUGACCUCACUGGUCUCCCAGGAGUUCUUGACCCCGACCGACCGGUGCCUGCGCAGGUGAACAUCCGCUCGGACAACGUGGCCGUCGUCACACUGCAGGAGAACAAUGCCCUCGUCUUGGUGAACCUGACGAAUGCCUCCGUGAUCACCAGUUUCUCGGCUGGCACCACGAAUAUCACCGACAUUGACAUCUUCGAGGACCGGAGAAUCAUUUUGAACUCAACCCUGACGAAUGUCAGCAGGGACCCGGACGGUGUGGUCUGGUUGGGCAAGAAGUCGGAGUUCUUCGCCACCGCGGACGAGGGAACCACCGAAGCAGGAGGCAGCCGUUCCUUUUCGGUCUUCAAUGAAGAUGGCGAGGUUGCCUUCACCUCAG
Molecule: messenger RNA, 654 nt
Organism: Symbiodinium sp. CCMP2456
Lineage: Eukaryota; Dinophyceae; Suessiales; Symbiodiniaceae
Source: the annotation of a GenBank genome assembly